Molecule: messenger RNA, 1767 nt
Organism: Malania oleifera
Lineage: Eukaryota; Viridiplantae; Streptophyta; Magnoliopsida; Santalales; Ximeniaceae
Product: protein PHOSPHATE-INDUCED 1
Exons: 1
Coding region: 644-1597 (317 amino acids)
Source: RefSeq, a predicted model, not a curated record
AAGAAAAACGUUUACCAUUAACUCAUAAAAUAGAGUUACUAAGUUAUACACAUAAGUUCUUUCUCAGCCACAUUGAAAUUAUAGGAAGCAAAAGCUUCUAUUUUUGAUUGAAGAAACGUUUCCUACUUUAAGAUUUGAAACCUGAUGGCCUUGCAAAAGGCGCACGGAAGGACCACCGCAGCGGCAUUGCAUUAACUGUACCUCUGCUCCUUUUAUUAUGCACUCUAGCUGUCAUAGUGCUGGAGCUCUUGGGACACCUCCAUUGAAAUCGACAAAGCCACCCCCACUCCCUGCCCCGCCCUGCUCCAUCCACUCACAGCCAUUAAUUAACAAAACACGCAACGCGGUCGCGUACACAAGUGUGACUACGUCAAGCUGGCAUUACUUUAACCCCCACUUUCUAUUGCUUGCUAAUUGCGUUUCCUUUCCUUCUUACUGGUUUCCCUUCCACACCUCUUGCUCCUCAUCCUAAUCCCAAUUCCCAAAUGCCAUACUAUAUAUACAUGCACCCCACGCAGCCUGCUUCUCCAUCCCACUAUAUAUACAUAUACCCCACGCAGCCUGCUUCAUCAUCCCAUCAGUUCACCCUUCACUUCAACCAUCAAGUAAUUACCCAGUUGUGAGAAGGUCAUUUUACAUUGUUAUGGCUACUUUCGUUUCUACCCCUUUGCUUCUCCAACUCUUCCUCUUCGUUUCUCUGCUUCAUUUCACCUCCGCCGCUAGACAACUCGCCAGGUCGACUCAAGACCCCACUCUUGCCUUCCGAUACCAUAACGGUCCUCUCCUCACGGGACCACUCUCCGUCAACCUCAUCUGGUACGGCCACUUCAAGCCUGUCCAGCGUGCCAUCGUCUCCGAUUUCCUCACCUCCCUCUCAUCUCCCCGACCCCCCAUGGCCCAACCCUCGGUUGCCACCUGGUGGAAUACCGUCGAGAAAUACUACCGCCUCCUUAAUUCUAAGAAGCCCUCUUCGGUUGCUCUCUUCCUCGGCGGUCAAAUCCUAGAUGAGAGCUACUCUCUCGGGAAAUCACUCACCGGUCAGCAGAUCGAACGACUGGCGGCAAAGGGCGAGCAGAAGAACGCCAUUAACGUCGUGUUGACGGCUUCCGAUGUGGCGGUUGAAGGCUUCUGCUCCAGCAGGUGCGGCAGACACGGAUCGUCCCAGAGCUCCAGCAUCCGAGACGGCAAGAGAUCCAGAUUUGCUUACAUUUGGGUGGGUAACUCCGAGACUCAGUGCCCGGGUCAGUGCGCCUGGCCGUUCCACCAACCUAUCUACGGACCCCAAACCCCGGCCUUGUUAUCACCCAACAACGACGUCGGUUUGGACGGCAUGGUCAUAAACCUGGCUAGCCUUUUGGCAGCAACUGCUACAAACCCAUUUGGAAAUGGGUACUUCCAGGGCGUAACGGGGGCUCCGUUGGAGGCUGGUUCGGCUUGUACGGGAAUUUACGGGAACGGGGCUUAUCCGGGUUACGCCGGGAGCCUGUUAUUGGAUAAUGCGGGUGCCAGCUACAAUGCGCAUGGUGCGAAUGGGAGGAAGUACCUGCUUCCCGCAUUGUUUGAUCCGUCCACGUCAUCGUGUUCUACGCUAGUUUAAACCAUGUAUGCGUAUGGGAUAAGAAACCCAACGGCUGGGUAUAAUUUAGAUGUAGGGGGAGCGUAGUUGCCUGAGAUUCUUUCAUUUGUUUAUUUAUUUAUUAAAUUUUGUAUUGAUUUGAAGACUGAAAUAAAUAUACCAAAAAAUAUUUAUUUCAUUCACAAAGAAAA